Messenger RNA from Ricinus communis (castor bean), 1962 nucleotides. RefSeq lists its product as uncharacterized. Gene Ontology annotation, molecular function: nucleic acid binding. The transcript is spliced from 7 exons. Lineage: Eukaryota; Viridiplantae; Streptophyta; Magnoliopsida; Malpighiales; Euphorbiaceae. Bases 1 to 1962 code for a protein of 653 amino acids. Gene Ontology annotation, biological process: DNA integration. The record is from RefSeq and is a predicted model, not a curated record.
AUGCUCAUCAAGCCCCCUCCACCAGCCGAAAAGAAAUCUAACCUGGAGGAGCUGAUAAUGAAGUUUGUCACGUUAACAGAGACGAGAUUCCAGCAGACAGACAGUGCCCUUAGAAAUCAGCAGGCAUCCAUCCAGAAUUUAGAGAGUCAAAUUGGGCAAAUUUCUAAGAUGCUGUCUAAAAGGCCACAAGGAUCGCUCCCUAGCACAACAGAGUCAAACCCUAGGGAGCAUUGUAAGGCUAUCACCUUGCGGUCAGGUAAGCAAUUGUCUAGCUCUCUACCUUUAGGUGAUGAUGAGGAUGUUUGUAUGCAGGAUAAGCAAGCUAGGCAGGAGCCAGAGCCUGAGACAAUGGGAGGAGAAAAGGUUGAAGACAGGCAGAAGAGCCUUGUGAGAGAGUACCAGCCACCAGUCCCCUACCCUGCUCGACUUAAGCAAGAGAAGGUUGAUAAGCAGUUUGAUUUUGUAGAUAUGGAUAUGGAAGGUGAGAGUAUUGUACCUUUAAUCCUAGGUAGACCCUUUCUUGCAACAUCUAGGGCUGUAAUAGAUGUUUGUGAUGGAAAGCUUAAACUUAGGGUAGACGAUGAGACCAUUACCUUCGACCUAGCGACUACUAUGAGACACUCUUUAGACUAUGAUGAUGUUGUAUUUUCUAUUGAUAUUGUGGAUAAUUUGGUUGAGUCUCACUUACAGGAAAUGUUACUUGAUUAUCUUUUGCAGGUAGCCUUGCAAGGAGAGGAGGAGGAGUUGUCCAACGAACAAGUGUUGGAGCAGCUCGCUAGUUUAUUGGCUAUUGAGCCUAGCUAUUCUACUGAUCCUUUUCUUUCUCUUGACGGGUCAGAAGUGCGGAAAGUGAAGUCUUCUUUUGAGGACCCCUCAGUCUUAGAAUUGAAGGAGCUGCCUAAGCACUUAAGCUAUGGAUUCUUGGAUGAGGAAGAAAAGUUACCGGUGAUUAUUACAGCAGAUUUAACACCUGAAGAGCGAGCAAAAACUCUAGAUGCUCUCAGAGACCAAGAGAAGACAAUUUUCACCUGCCCUAUGGGACAUUCGCUUAUAGACGGAUGCCUUUUGGCCUAUGCAAUGCGCCGGCUACGUUUCAGCGGUGAGUUCAACAUUAAGAUUAGAGAUAAGAAGGGCGUAGAAAAUUUGGCAGCAGAUCACCUAUCCAGACUGGAGAAUCCGAGCUUGGAUGCACUUGAUGAGAGCACGAUAGAUGAUCAAUUUCCAGAGGAGCACUUGUAUUCAUUAAAGGAUGCUAGAACCUUUGUUCAGGUUUGCGACACUUGUCAGCACUCAGGUAAUAUCUUUGCCUGUAGUGAGAUGCCCCAAAACAGUAUGCAGACAGUUGAGAUAUUUGACAUUUGGGGUAUUGACUUCAUGGGACCCUUCCCUUCCUCAAAUGGUAAUAAGUAUAUCCUAGUGGCUGUUGAAUAUUUCUCUAAAUGGUUGGAGGCGCGGGCCUUACCUACUGACGAUGCUAGAGUUGUUUGUAGGUUCCUUAAAAAGUUAUUUGCUAGGUUCGGCACACCUAGAACGCUAAUUAGUGACAGGGGAAUGCAUUUCUGCAACGCUCAAUUGGAGAAGGCACUCAGGCGCUAUGGUCUAACACAGCGGUUCUCCACUCCCUAUCACCCACAAACCAGUGGGCAAGUUAAGGUAAGGAAAGACAGUGGCAAUUGGGUGAAUUGGAGGAAUAGCGUCAACAAGCAUAUGAAAACUCCUCAAUUUACAAGGCGAAGACAAAGAAGUGGCAUGAUUAGAGGCUCAAAGUUGUGCCUAGGGAAGCUCAGAAGUCAAUGGUUGGGGCCCUUUAUGGUUAAGCAAGUUUUCCCAUAUGGCACAGUCGAGUUUCAUCAUCCCGAGAAAGGUGACUUCAAAGUCAAUGGACAUAGGCUCAAGGUGUAUCACGGAAACUCAUUAGAGACUAAGCAGUGGAUUAACAUGAUUCUAUACUUGCAACGAUGA